Molecule: messenger RNA, 1060 nt
Organism: Saccostrea echinata
Lineage: Eukaryota; Metazoa; Mollusca; Bivalvia; Ostreida; Ostreidae
Product: caveolin-3-like
Exons: 2
Coding region: 280-915 (211 amino acids)
Biological process (GO): caveola assembly
Cellular component (GO): caveola
Molecular function (GO): molecular adaptor activity
Source: RefSeq, a predicted model, not a curated record
GUGGCGUUUUGGAACUGCAGGUUGGUGUAAUGAGUAGCGACAUGAUCCGCCUAUCAAUGCAAGCAUCAGAUGAAAUACACGAGCAGUAUUGUGUCUACUACGGACAGAAGGUGAUGUUAAUUUCAUUUCAUGUGAGCACAAGGAGCAGUUUUAAAGGAAAACCUCCAAAAACUAACCGAAUUCUUUUCCGCUGAGAAAGCAAAGCUGCUUUUUGCUCUGAAAUUCUUUCAUUUAAUCUGGAAAGAAAAUAAGUUGGGUUCAAAUUUACAAACAUUCAUUAUGACGGAUCGCCGAUCUCAGUAUGAAGGUGUCGACGAUUCAGAGGUGAUAAAUUUUACUAUACCCAUGGAAGAAACGGGGGAGAAAAUGCCUCUUACCCCUCCUAAAUCUCCGGCGACCCGGCGGGCACCCCCACCACCAAUAAUGACAGAAAAGAGUUCCGUUUCGGAACCCCCAAAGGCUACAGUAAGUCCUGGAUCCGCUCCCGUAAAACCAGUAAUGCAGGCCGCCCCUCAGAGUGCCAAAAUAGAUGCAGAGGACCGAGACCCCACACGCAUGAAUGAUAUUGUAAAGGUAGAAUUUGAAGAUAUUUUCGCAGAACCAGUUGGGUCAUACAGUUUCGACGCCAUCUGGCGACUAAGCUUCCGGGUUUUUACGACAACCAAAUUUUGGUGCUACCGAAUAAUGUCGGUUGUUUGCGCCCUCCCUCUGUCAGUCUGCUGGGGAAUUUCCUUUGCUUGUCUGACGUUUGAGCAUAUCUGGUGUUCCGUACCCACUAUGAAGAUGUUCAAAAUAUCGAUUCAGCCAUUCGUGUUCAUGUGGGGCACACUUCUCCGGCUUCUGUUUGAACCGUUCUGCACGUCCCUGAGUUUGAUCUUUAGUAACAUUCGUAUAGCUCUGAAAAAAGAAACUUAAGGACAUCGCAGAAAACUUUUACAAAUGAAAUAUUGUUGCAUAAGUUUGCACUUAUUUCAAUUCAGGGAUCGGAUAUAUUUUUGUAAAAUAUAAUUUAUCAGAAUUGCUUAUAGAUAGUUAAAAGACUGUCAUUUUCUUUCGUUUA